CUUCCGGUUCGAGCGGUGAUCGAUGAGCGAGGAAAUGACAAAUAAGAGACUUGGGAUGUACCCCUAGUCGCUGGCGCGAGAGGGCCAACUCCAUGGCAACAGUCCACCAACAACACUUUUGAGACAGGCUAAUAUGGCGGAGCCCAGGAUGGAAAAACUCAAAGUGUCACCUCACGUUAGAAGAGUUUUUAUCAACAACAUAGACUCGUACGCGUCCAAAUGUAUUGCUCAGUGUUUGUCUGAACAUGUGGCCGGACAGACGGAGACUGAGGAAGAGGAGAGGGUGAAAACGCGAGCUUUUCACGUUGUAGGAACUGUUUCUGGCAAAUAUGACGUGGACAUUCCAUAUGUCCUGGAGGAGUAUUUACAACCGAACAGGGAUGAGCUACUUGCAAAGCUGAUGGACUGCAACGUUGUCAUCUACAACAUUACCCAGCAUGCUGAGCAGGUGGACGAAGCCCUCUGGGCCGUUUCAGCUCUCCACAAUGAAAUGGGCCAUUUUUCUGGAUCAAAGAUGUUCAUCCUCGUCUCCACAGUGAUGACCUGGGCGUGCAGCAAGCCAGUCGAUCCUGAUGUCCCUUUCACUGAUGAGGUUUUCUGGGGAAGAAAAGCACAUCCCAACUUCAAACCACACAUUGACCUGGAGAAGAAGGUGGUCAAAAUUGGAAAAACUAACAGGACAUUGUUCUCUACAUACGUGGUGGCGUCAGGACUUCAGUACGGGAUGGGAGAGCAUGUCUUCCACUACUUAUUCAAGGCAUCAUGGCUAGGACAAGAAUAUGAAAUACCUGUCUUUGGAGAUGGGACAAACAUUGUCCCCACGAUUCACAUCAGUGACCUGGCAAGUGUGAUUCAGAAUGUGAUUGAACAUCAGCCCGAGCCGUAUUACCUUCUAGCUGUGGAUUUUUCCAACAAUACCUUGGAGGACAUUGUGAAGGAAUUUACCUCAAUAAUUAGACCAGGGAAGGUCCAGAAAAGGCCAUUUGAGGAGGCCUUUCUCACUAAGGACUUGAGUACAAUGGAAAUUGAUUCCUUGCUUGUCAACCUACGCAUGGAGGCUGUCCAUAUCAAGGAACUGUUCUCUAUCAACUGGUUUUGUGAGACUGGUCUGGUGGACAACAUAGAGCUGGUGGGAGAGGAAUACCAGAAAGCCAGGGGACUAAUGCCCAUCCGCCUGUGUGUAUUGGGGCCUCCUGCAGUGGGGAAGAGCACGGUGUCAAGACAGAUCAGUGAAUACUAUAAACUCCAAUACAUCACACUGAAGGAGACCAUCUCUGAAACCAUCUCACAACUGGAAGAUAAUGUGAGGAAUGCUGAUCCAGAUGCAGAGAAUGAGGACUCUGCAGCAGAGGCCAAGGAGCUUCUGAACAGCUUGAAGGACAGUAUGGAGCAGAACGGAGGUUUUUUGGAUGACCAGCUGUUGAUGAAGGUGGUGAGGAACAAGCUGAUGUCUAAUCCAUGCAGAAAACAAGGUUUUGUUCUGGACGGCUUCCCCAAGACAUAUGAACAAGCUCAAGAGCUCUUCUAUGCUGAAGAACAUGAAUCAGAAGACAGAGCAUCCCAGAUGUCUUCAUACAGCAAGAAGAUGAUGCCAGAGUUUGUGUUGUGCCUGGACGCGUCGGACGUCUUCCUGAAGGAUCGGGUGAUGAUGCUGCCUGAGAGGCUGGUACGGGACCACAACUACGAGCAGGAGCACUUCCUGCGACGACUGGCCAGAUACAGAGGGAAUAACGAGGAGGAGGAAACUGUUGUAAACUACUUUGAUGAGCUGGACAUCACCCCUCUGUACCUGGAGAUCACCAGUAGCGAUGAACCUGACUGCCUGCUGCUGAUGCAGAAGAUCCUCGACAUGGUGGGCCAGCCCAGGAACUACGGCCUCGCCAGCCAGGAGGUGGAGGAAGAGGAGAGGGGGAAGGCUGAGGAGAAGAUGAGGAGAGAGGCCCAGGAGAAAGCUGAGGAGGAGAGGAAGGAGGCAGAGGAGGCCAAACACAGGGCUGCACACUGGGAGGAGUGGACUAAGAGUUUGGAGGAGGUGAUGAAGCAGGAGGAGGAGGUGCUGGAGGCCAAGUUGCUCCCCAUGAGGAACUACCUGAUGGAGCAUGUCAUGCCCACUCUGACCCAGGGCCUGAUGGAAUGCUGCACAGCCGGACCACAGGACCCCGUGGACUUCCUGGUAUUACCCUCAGCACUGGUAUUAACUCAUUCUUAUCAUCUGUCUUCUUGGUUUUGAUCACAAUCAUCUCUUUUGGUUUGACUUGUUCCAGGCGGAGUUCUUGAUGAAGAACAAUCCCUUCAACUACUGAAAGUGGAGGCAAUUUCCUCUCGUUCUACCUGAUGCAAAUACAAAACAAACAAAAUAAACUGGAAAAAAAAACUCCUUGUCACUGUAUUUCAGCCGUCACACGCCAAGUGUCCCUCUGUUAAUACUGGGAUUUUGAUUAGAUCUGAUUUGUAAGUGGCCCAUUCCCCUGCCCCUCUUGUAUUUAUACACAGCUUUGUUUGGGCUCAUGUGUGUGUAGCAGUUGUGUACUCUCUCGUUUGCGUUGUGUUUAAUUCAGGCACACUUGAUGUCUUUAUGGCUCCAACCAGACGUUUAUUCAUAGCACAGCAUAUAGAUAGCUCAUCUGGUAACAAACAGAACCUCGUGGUUACAAGCUCCGGAACACACGGAGACAGCUUGCUUCAGACUGCUUUUACAUGUAAAUAAAAUGACAUUUCAGUUAUUCAGGUAUUUCAUACCUGGUAACAAACAUAACGAUUUCAGUUAUUCUCACAGCCCACCUCGUGGUUACAAGCUCCGGAACACUGUCAAAGUAAAGAGACAAAUGCUGUUGUUAGCAUGUUACUAAUGCUAAAUGCUAAAUCAGUCAUCAGUUUAAAACAUUUGCUCUAGAAAUUAUAAAU
Anarrhichthys ocellatus (wolf-eel) is the source of this 2904-nucleotide messenger RNA. RefSeq names its product adenylate kinase 7b (gene ak7b). Gene Ontology annotation, molecular function: ATP binding; nucleobase-containing compound kinase activity. The record is from RefSeq and is a predicted model, not a curated record. Gene Ontology annotation, biological process: nucleobase-containing compound metabolic process. Bases 134 to 2230 code for a protein of 698 amino acids. The transcript is spliced from 17 exons. NCBI's taxonomy places the organism in Eukaryota, Metazoa, Chordata, Actinopteri, Perciformes, Anarhichadidae.